CACUCGCACAGCAGGGGACUCUUGCCUUUGCGAAGGGUGCUAGCAAAGUGCCACGGCGCUGAGGUGGAGUGCUCCCAGCUGCAAGGCAGACCUCACAGGAUAUCCAGCCCUCCAUCCUGCCAUGGCCGCAAAAGCCAGCAGCUCCACGAAGUGCCUCCAGCUGCUUGUUUUCCAGGUGGCUCUUGUAGGGCCUGUCUGCUGUGGGAACGUGCUGGUCUGGCCAACAGAAGGCAGCCACUGGCUAAACGUGCAGGCGGUCAUACGGGAGCUCAUCCGCCGCGGGCACAGCGUCACCAUCCUGGUAUCCAACGCCUCCCUCUUCAUUCAGCCCAAGGCUGAGGCCGCGGAGAGGUUUGAGAUCUUUAACGUGCCCUUCCAGAAAGACACCAUCGAGAACCUGAUCGAGGGGCUCGUGGCACUGUGGCUGAACAACAGGCCGACAGCCCUGACCUUCUGGCAGUUUUAUAAGGAGCUGGGAAAACUGUCCAAAAGCUGGCACCAGCUCAACAGGCAGAUGUGCGAUGCGGUGCUAACCAACCAGGAGCUGAUGGCCCACCUGCGGGGCUCUGGCUACGACCUGCUGCUCUCCGACCCGGUGACCCUCUGCGGGGACCUUGUGGCUCUCAAGCUGUCUGUCCCCUUCGUGUACUCGCUGCGCUUCUCCCCGGCUUCCACCGUGGAGAGGCACUGUGGCAAGAUCCCAGCCCCGCCGUCCUACACGCCUGCAGCCCUGUCCGAGCUCACCGACCGCAUGUCCUUCAGCGAGAGAAUAAAAAAUAUCGUGUCUUACCACUUGCAAGACUACGUUUUCCAGAGCUACUGGGGAGAGUGGGACGUCUACUACAGCAAGAUCCUCGACGCAAGUCACUGGAUCAACAUCAAAGUGCUGCUGGAAGAGCUCGUCCUCCGGGGUCAUGAGGUGACUGUGCUGGUGCCAUCAAGCAAUCUGCUCAUCAACUAUGAAGACACCUCUUCCCCUUUCACUUUUGAGGUCCUGCAAGUGCCCUAUUCCCAGGAGUUCCUGAAUGCUGUCAUGGAGGACUUCCUCAACCUCUGGAUGAAUGAACUUCCUAAUCUGUUUCCCUGGGAGGUCAUGUGGAGGAUGACAGAGCUCAUAGGCUCCUUUUCUGACAUGUCAAAGCAGACCUGUGACACUUUGGUGACGAACCCUCAGCUGAUGGCAAAGCUGCAGCAGGCCAAGUUUGAUGUUCUGAUCGCUGACCCUCUGGCUGUAGGGGGGGAGCUUGUAGCACAACUACUGGAAAUCCCUUUUGUCUAUACCUUCCGCUUCUCUGACGGGAACGUGGCAGAGAGGCUGUGUGGUGGGCUCCCGUCCCCACCUUCUUAUGUGCCUGCUAGCACAGUGGGGAUGACGGACCAGAUGUCCUUUGUGGAGAGACUGCGGAACUUCCUCUUUUACCUUUACACGGAUUUAUUUUUCUUGAAGUUUUGGCGAGAUGAAUGGGAUGGGUACUACAGUAAUGUCUUAGGAAGGCCCACGACCCUGUGUGAGACGAUGGGGAAAGCAGAGAUCUGGUUAAUCAGAACGUACUGGGAUUUUGAAUUUCCACGCCCUUUCCUGCCCAACUUUGAGUUUGUUGGAGGACUUCAUUGCCAGCCUGCAAAGCCGUUGCCAAAGGAAAUGGAAGAAUUUGUUCAGAGCUCAGGAGAACAUGGCGUUGUGGUGUUUUCUCUCGGAUCAAUGGUCUACAACCUGACUGAUGAAAAAAGUAAUGUGAUUGCCAGAGCGCUCAGCCAGCUUCCACAAAAGGUCCUUUGGAGGUACAAAGGAAAGAAACCAGAAGCUCUGGGCUCCAACACCAGGACUUAUGACUGGAUACCCCAAAAUGACCUGCUUGGCCAUCCCUUGACGAAAGCCUUCAUUACUCACGGUGGCACCAAUGGGAUCUAUGAAGCUAUCUACCACGGGAUCCCGUUGGUUGGGAUUCCCAUGUUUGCUGACCAGCAUGACAACAUCGCGCACAUGAGGGCAAAGGGAGCUGCAGUUGAGCUGGAUUUUGGCACGCUGAAGACAGAGGACCUAGUUGAUGCAGUGAAUACAGUCAUUAACAAUUCCUCCUACAAGGAAAAUGCUUUAAGAUUAUCCAAGAUACACCACGACCAGCCAAUUACGCCUCUGGACAGAGCUGUCUUCUGGAUUGAAUUUGUCAUGCGUCACAAAGGAGCAAAGCACUUGAGACCUGCCGCUCACCAUCUCACCUGGUACCAGUACCACUGCCUGGAUGUUCUGGCAUUCUUGUUCACCUGUGCAGCCAUUGCUGUCUUCAUUCUUGUCAAGUGCUGCCUAUUUUGCUGUAGGAAACGUGGUAGAAUUGCAAAAAGAAAGAAAGAAUAGUUGUGCUGUUCCCAUCAACCCUCUUUCUUCCUUACAUGCUGCUGACUCAGCAAGGCAUUUAUUCAUAUUCCUCGGUAAAUAGAAUUAUUAGGAUACGCUUUAUGCUGGGCGUAUCACAAAGCACCUCACUGAACUGGGUCAUGAUAAAAAACAGUUACAGGGCAGAGUUGCUUGCUUAGCGAGUAAAUUCCUUCUGGCCUCAGUAAAGUCGAAUUAUAAAUGCUUAAUCCUUUGGGAUGCUGUUAGUUAUCACACAGGGUUCUUAAAACGGUAAUUGCCGCUCUAACUUGUCCAUUCAAUUUGGUACUCUUGAUAAAUUCAGCCCUCCUGACCUCUUGUGGUCUCUUAACUUAAACUAAGUUUUCUUAGCCUAUCUCAGACCUUCCCUGUAAUAUCUGUAUUUGGUAAUUCGAAACCAAAAUGUCUCUCCUGUCAGAAAAGCUCUUUCCAGAUUGGACAGUGAAGCCAAGGUCGCAAGAUCCUGAAAAAAAGACCCAUCUGAAUGGCUAGCUAAGGUCAUAAAAAAUUAAGAGCUGCAGGAAACUGGUGAAGGCUUUAUCAUCACUUUUUACAAAUGCACUGACUACUCAGUGACUGAGGGGAGACAGGAACAUAUACAAGCCCUAAAAACAGCACAGAAACGGCUUUCUUUCCUCAAAGAACCAUCUUGUUUUUCCAUCCAACAUGCUUAGAGUCCUGCUGCACAGGCUAUCGUUCUGCAACAGUACAGGAGCGUGAAAAUAACUUCCACCUGUCAUCUUAACCCCCAAGAUCCUCUAAGCAAGCCACACUCACUGAUAAAUCCAGGAAAACCCUCAGAGGUGGAACUUAGAAGUAAAGUCGCACGUAGGAACGGUGCAGGAACAUAUAGGAACACCUGCCUUGCCUGAAGUACUGGUGGGAAAAUAAUGCUGCCCUCGGCUCAGAUAGAAUAGUCUUAAAUGCUGCACUCCUGAAAUUAUUUAAGAAGUCCCUACUGAUGGAAGGCUAUUAAACUGAUGAUACUUCAGGUCUCCUGUUCAAGGUGAGGUUAUUCCACUGUUGUACCAGUGUACUUAAGAAUUUGCCCCAAUUUUAACUGACAUUUGUUGCGUUCUGGAUGCUGCAGAUUUGUUUGAAAAUGAAAUAGACCGAGAAUAUGUUAUCUUCAUAUAAUAAAAUUCCCUACAUUAUAUUAA
Messenger RNA from Anas platyrhynchos (mallard), 3534 nucleotides. Its product is annotated as UDP-glucuronosyltransferase 2A2. Lineage: Eukaryota; Metazoa; Chordata; Aves; Anseriformes; Anatidae. The record is from RefSeq and is a predicted model, not a curated record. Gene Ontology annotation, molecular function: glucuronosyltransferase activity.